AUGGCCCAGCCACCCGCCCCGACCCAGCCACCCGCGACAGCCCAGCCGCCCGCCCCGCCCCAGCCGCCCGCCCCAACCCUGCCGCCCACGAUAGCCCAGCCGCCCGCCCCGACCCAGCCGCCCGCGAUAGCCCAGCUGCCGGCCCCGACCCUGCCGCCCAUGAUGGCCCAGCCGCUCGCCCCGACCCUGCCGCCCGCGAUAGCCCAGCCGCCCGCUCCGACCCUGUCGCCCGCGAUGGCCCAGCCGCCCGCACCGACCCUGCUGCCCGCGAUAGCCCAGCCGCCCGCCCCGACCCUGCCGCCCGCUAUAGCCCAGCCGCCCGCCCCGACCCUGCCGCCCGCGCCGGCCGAGGAAUUUCAUUUGGUUAAUAUAUUCCCCGGACAGAAGUCCAUAAAUAAGCGGCGCCUGGGUGGCCCCUCGUCUCGCUCUCCGAACGAAGGUGUCAGCUUAACGAGCCGAAGCCCUCAGCCUGAUUAA
Messenger RNA from Terrapene triunguis (Three-toed box turtle), 477 nucleotides. RefSeq names its product classical arabinogalactan protein 9-like. The coding region runs from base 1 to 477 and encodes 158 amino acids. The record is from RefSeq and is a predicted model, not a curated record. The transcript has a single exon. Lineage: Eukaryota; Metazoa; Chordata; Testudines; Emydidae.